AUGAUAUCACAUUGGUGCAAAAUGUCUGAUCCUGGUGAUUGGCACUUCAACUUCAAUGAUUUUCUCAUCCUUUGGCUUGGCCUGCAAAGACAUCUUUUUCAACAAACCAGCAAUUUGCUCCCCCGAGUAAUCCAAACCCAAACAGGAGUUGAUAUAGGCGAUUUCGGCUUCGGUCUUUCUUGGCGUGACAUUAGGGGUAACUCUAUUUUGAUCAUUGUGUUUAGAGACAACUUCAACUGGCUCAAUCUCAAAUGGAGUCUUGCAGUAAACGGAGAACAUGGCAACGAUUUGUUCAAUAACAAGAUCAGUCUUUGUCUUAUCGGUACCCGUUACUUCAAUGAAUACGUUUUUGGUACUCAACGUAAUCUUGGAGUGGUUAGAGUUGAUAAUUGGUGGCAAAGAGCACACGGUCCUCUUGGAGUCAAAAAUGACUGGAUAAACUGGGGAAUCCCUAAUGAUGUGUAA
Clavispora lusitaniae ATCC 42720 is the source of this 465-nucleotide messenger RNA. The record is from RefSeq and is a predicted model, not a curated record. Lineage: Eukaryota; Fungi; Ascomycota; Pichiomycetes; Serinales; Metschnikowiaceae.